GCCGUAUUUUCCUUCCUUUCUCGCCGUCUUCCUUCUCUUCUUUCCUUUCUUGUUGGCAGAGAGAGGAAGGGGACGGGUUCGCCGCCGUUCGCCCAACCCCUGCCACGCGCCAGCGGCGAUCUCCUACCUCCCGUCCCCUUCCCGGUCGCCGGCGGCGAUCAGCCGAUCAUCGGAGCGCCACCCUCCUAGCCAGUAGGGUUUUUUUUUCUUCCCGUCGGGGUGCGGCGGCAAGCCCCCCUCCCGAUCUACACAUAUAUCCGUCCGCGCCGCGUGCGUGCGGGCAACCGGCCCCGCUCAUAACCCAUCGGCCGAGGUCCUCCGCCCGGGGGCCUAGCACGACCAGACCCCCUCUUCUUCCUCCCCCGAAUCGCUCCGCCGGCCGCCUCUUGCUUGUUGCCCCCCCCCCCCCCCACACCAACUACCGUCCGUGCUGCUGUUCAAUCAUCUGUUCUGCUAGAUAAUGGUGUUUAUUCAUUGCCUUCUGGAACAAUAUGGGUUGGCUGACCAAAUUUUUUAGAGGUUCAACCCACAACAUCUCAGAAGGGCAAGAUCAAAGCAAACCGGCAGAAGAGACCGUAUGGAAUGAACCCUCCAGUUCCACUGCUGUGAAUUAUGCCCUUUCGGAAUUUGACAAUGAGGAUAUUGACCGUGCUAUAGCACUUUCUCUAUCAGAAGAGGAACAGAGAAAAUCGAAGGGAACAGGAAAGGAUCAGCAUUUAGAUGAGGAUGAGCAACUUGCAAGAGCUAUUCAGGAAAGUUUGAAUGUUGAAUCACCCCCUCGUGCUCGUGAAAAGAGCUCACACCCUCGUGCUCGUGAAAAUGGCAGUGCCAACGGUGGCAACUCAUAUCAGUUACCACUUAUGUUUUCUUCUGGAUUCAGGACAUGUGCUGGAUGUCACAGUGAAAUUGGCCAUGGGCGUUUCCUUAGUUGCAUGGGAGCUGUUUGGCACCCGGAAUGCUUUUGUUGCCAUGGUUGUAGUCAACCAAUUUAUGACUAUGAGUUCUCCAUGUCGGGAAACCAUCCAUACCAUAAAACUUGCUACAAGGAGCGCUUUCACCCAAAAUGUGAUGUCUGCCAGCAAUUUAUUCCUACAAAUACGAAUGGCCUGAUUGAAUAUAGGGCACACCCUUUCUGGUUACAAAAAUACUGUCCAUCACAUGAGGUGGAUGGCACUCCAAGAUGCUGUAGUUGUGAAAGAAUGGAGUUCACUCCAAUAUGGGUUGUUUAUCAGCCGAGGGAAUCAAGAUAUGUAUUACUAGAUGAUGGUCGUAAGCUCUGCUUGGAGUGCCUUGACUCUGCAGUGAUGGAUACGACAGAGUGCCAGCCUCUUUAUCUUGAAAUACAGGAAUUUUAUGAAGGUCUGAAUAUGAAAGUGGAACAGCAAGUCCCUCUGCUUCUGGUAGAAAGACAGGCUUUAAAUGAAGCCAUGGAAGGAGAGAAGACUGGCCACCACCAUCUUCCAGAAACAAGAGGCUUGUGCUUAUCGGAAGAACAGACUGUCAGCACGAUAUUGCGGAGACCAAGAAUGGCUGGAAACAAAAUUAUGGAAAUGAGAACAGAACCGUAUAGGCUGACACGUCGAUGUGAAGUGACUGCAAUCCUCAUUCUAUAUGGUCUCCCAAGAUUGUUGACAGGUUCAAUUUUAGCUCAUGAGAUGAUGCAUGCGUGGUUGCGGCUUAAAGGAUACCGUACACUUAGUCCAGAUAUAGAAGAGGGCAUAUGCCAGGUUCUUGCUCACAUGUGGAUUGAGUCAGAGAUCACCGCAGGAUCAGGCAGUAAUGCUGCGUCAACGUCCUCAUCAUCUACGUCUUCAAAAAAGGGUGGAAGAUCUCAGUUUGAGCGAAAGCUCGGUGAUUUUUUCAAGCACCAGAUUGAGUCGGAUACCUCCGUGGCCUAUGGAGACGGUUUCAGAGCCGGGAACCAGGCCGUUCUUCAGUACGGUCUAAAGCGCACCCUUGAACACAUCCGGCUCACAGGGACCUUGCCAUUUUGAAAAUGCCAGAGAGUGACCUUUCGGCGGAAGUUAUAUACCGAUUUGUCAUUGAGAGUCCAUUUACAGGAAAAAGAAAGGAAUUUUGAAACGCACAAAUUGUACAAACAGUAUAUUAGAUGAAUUGAAAUGGCUAGCCUGACCAAUCUCUUGUAUGGAGACCAAAGUUGAAAUGGAGACGCUGGUAUUUGUUGCCUGGCACUAAAAGUUAAUAAAGAAAAUACACGCUUUGUUCAGUUUA
This is a messenger RNA of Brachypodium distachyon (stiff brome), 2232 nucleotides long. Its product is annotated as protein DA1. Bases 492 to 1994 code for a protein of 500 amino acids. Lineage: Eukaryota; Viridiplantae; Streptophyta; Magnoliopsida; Poales; Poaceae. The record is from RefSeq and is a predicted model, not a curated record. The transcript has 12 exons. Gene Ontology annotation, molecular function: ubiquitin binding.